Pocillopora verrucosa is the source of this 4741-nucleotide messenger RNA. RefSeq names its product phosphatidylinositide phosphatase SAC2. NCBI's taxonomy places the organism in Eukaryota, Metazoa, Cnidaria, Anthozoa, Scleractinia, Pocilloporidae. Gene Ontology annotation, biological process: phosphatidylinositol dephosphorylation; regulation of endocytic recycling. Gene Ontology annotation, cellular component: clathrin-coated endocytic vesicle; early endosome. The record is from RefSeq and is a predicted model, not a curated record. Gene Ontology annotation, molecular function: phosphatidylinositol-4-phosphate phosphatase activity.
CCAAAACACAACAUGGCGGCUAGGAAACAUUGACAGAGAAACUCGGAAGUCGGGAUAAUGCUCGCAGAUGGGAUUUAUAGUUCGUCCCUCGCUCCUGGUUAAAAGAUGGAACUAUUCCAAGCUCAGGACAACUUCAUCAUUCUAAAUGGACCUGAUAGUUUGUGGUGUAACAGGCUUGACGGCCGCCUUCAGCCACGCUUUGGAGUUGAUUUGGGCGAGGCCUGGUCAUUGAAAUGCCGUGGAAUUGUGUAUGGGGUCAUUGGCAAAAUACAAUUUUUCCCAGGUGCUGAUUGGAGACUGAUAGUGAUAUCAAAGCAAACACAUGUCGGUAACUUACCAGGGGGUCAUGAAGUUUACAGAAUUGACAGGAUCGCAGCACUGACGUUAUCUUCCAGUGAAUCACCAGAAUUUGAUCUUGAUCCUUGUGAACAACAUCAAAGUGGUGGCCGGGCGCGGAAAAUAAUAGGUGUUGGAGGAGGACUGGCAGGAACAGAAAAAGGACUGGGACAAACAUGGAACAAACUGAAAACUGCAGCUUCAACUUUGAAAGAAAAGAACAUCAAAGACAGGGACUUGAAAGACAAAGAGAAGUUAGAAAGAAGAUUUGUUGAGGAGCUGCAGAAGAUGUUCAAUGACUCUGACUCCUUCUUUUACUCACCAACUGGGGACCUGACCAACACCCUACAGAGACAGUUCAGUGGAAAGUACAAUGCAGCUGAUCCAGUUUGGAAGAGGUUUGACAAGAGGUUUUUCUGGAACCACUUUAUGGUAAAAGAACUUUUGACCAGUGAGGAUCCUCUUGCCAGUAAGUGGGCGACCCCAAUAAUCCAAGGCUACUGUAAGAUAGAGCACUGUAUAAACACCUUCCAAGAUGAGGAUGCUGAUGAAAAUGACGAGAAGAAAACAGCGCCUUUCCCGCCAGAGGAGUUCCAGCUGGUACUGAUAUCCAGGAGGAGUAUUCAUCGAGCUGGGACUCGUUACAGGAGACGUGGUGUGGAUGAUAAUGGAGAUGUUGCAAAUUUUGUCGAAACAGAACAGAUAAUUUGCACUUCAACCCACAAUGUAUCAUUUGCACAAGUGAGGGGCUCUGUACCCGUGUACUGGAGUCAACCGGGUUACAAAUACCGACCACCACCAAGAUUAGACAGAGAUGAAGUGGAGACUCAGUUCGCCUUUAGAAAGCAUUUUGAUCAUCAAUUGGAACUUUAUAAGAGUGUGGCGGUUAUAAAUUUAGUGGAUCAAUCAGGAAGGGAAAAGAUAAUAAGUGAUGUCUUCAUGGACAACAUCUUGGCCUACAACAGUCCUUUCCUCACCUACAUUACUUUUGAUUUUCAUGAGUAUUGUCGUGGAAUGAAAUUCGAGAACGUGUCAGUUUUGGUGGAGAGCAUUCUAGAAGUUAUUAAGGAAGUGAGAUACUGCUGGACUGAUGAUAAGGGAAUCAUCUGUGACCAGAGAGGUGUGUUUCGUGUCAACUGUAUGGAUUGUCUGGACCGGACGAAUGUUGUGCAAGCAGCUCUAGCACGGUACAUAAUGGAACAACAGCUGAAAAAGUUGGGCAAACAGCUUCCAGACCAAAUCCUUCCCUCUUCUAUAAGGACGGCUUUUCAGGAGAUGUGGGCCAGUAAUGGAGAUGCAAUCAGUCGACAAUACGCUGGCACUGCGGCAAUGAAGGGAGACUUCACAAGGACAGGCGAGAGAAGGUUUACUGGUGUAAUGAAAGAUGGAUACAACUCUGCCAACAGAUAUUACCUGAACAGAUUUAAGGCUGCUUAUAGGCAGACCUUAAUUGAUGUAAUGCUUGGAAACCCAGUCACAGAGGACAUAGCAGCUUUGAUAGCGGCCAUGAACAAAGGACCUGAGGAAGAGCAGUGGACAAUGGAGAGAGAGGAGUGUGUUGCACAGCUGAUACAGCAUUGUAACCAGUUACUUCUGACUGAUGAAGAGGAGUGUAUAUGUGGCUGGGCGUUAGUUGAUCCCUUCAACAGCACGGAUAGUGAAGUCACGCAAGAUCAGGACGUCAUUCUUUUACUUACUUACCACGCCUAUUACGUUGCAAGCUAUGACGAUGAAGCCGAGAGAAUAACCCAGUAUGAACGCAUUGCCCUUGAAGACUUAGAAAAAAUCGAGAUUGGGUUCGAGGCAGCUGUCAAGUCCAAACACCUUUUCAUUCGAAUACAUCGGCGGCAUCAGGGUACUUCAGGUUACUUUCAUACUCUUCGGACCAUACAGCACCGUACGGCGGAAGACGCCAGAAGUGUUUUACUUAGUAUUGCGGACGCAUUUGCCGCGGCACGAGCAUCGUUAGAUCUGGGAUUAAAAGUUACUGAAUGUCGAUUAGACAGGAAAAAGACCAAGAUUGCACCCGGUGUGAUUCAAAUUUCGUCCAAGUCUCGCUUAAGUACCUGGUCCAAACCAUACAUCAAGCCGAGAAGUAAAUCAUUUGUUCAUGACAGUAAAGACGACUUUUCCCUCGCUUCCUUUCGCCGUACCAGACUUGGAAGUUUACCUACAUCUUUCUCGGACUCGUGCCUUGCCAAGAGAGGACUAAAUGACGAGGAAGAGUUUAACAUUUCCAGUGCCAGUGCACCGCAGAGCUGUUCCAGCGGCUCGGGGAGUGAGGACGACGAUAAAACGUCUGGAGAAACUGACCCUAUGGAUUAUUAUGACCCAGAGGCUGAAGGUUCCUCUCAGAAGGAAGUUGCUGACCCGAAAAUCAAAAGUGAGGUCGCUGAAAGUGAAGCGACGAUAUCGCCGACGAGUGAAAACGGAAGUUACCAAACAGAAAAUGAAGACGAAGACGCAUCGGCCAAAGGGGAAAGCUGUGAAACAGAGGUCUUGAAUAAUGAAGACAAAUCAUUAACGGAAGCCACGUUUGUUGUUGGUGACGACACAAAGAACGAAGAAGAAGAAGAGAUAGAAGAAGUAGAAGAAGAAGAAGCGCAGAGAGGUGUAAGGCCAAAUAGUCAAGGUGAGGAAGGAGGAAGCGUCUUCACAGAGAAUCCUUUAGCAGGAUUUGACGGUAUCGUUGAGGGAGGAGCGAAAAGUGAGGGGUUUCACCUGACAGAUGUGAAAGGAAAUGAUUUGACUGGUUUAGAAAGGGAGGAAAUAAUCGGUAUAAAAGAUCAGCUUGAUCCAAUUGAACAAGGUGAAAUUACGAACGGUUAUGUAUCACAGGCCAAUGAUGAAGAGAAUGACGAUGCUAAUGCAUCAGCAGUGAUAAGUGAAGGAAGUCAUCCUUUGCAGGAGAAGGAAUAUGAAUCACUUGGACCGAGAACAAAGGAAAUAGCGAGUAGCAAGAACCAAUUGAUUCAAAAUGAGCCAAGUAAACUAACAAAUGAAUCUGAAGAUAAGGGAGAAGACUUUGUAGAACAUGUCAACAGCUCCAAGAAAAGCGUCAUUGGGCGAGAAGACGUGACUGAGUUAAAACAGGCUAAUGGAGAGGUCCAAGCGGAAGGGUGCGAAGCUAACAUUGAAGGACUCCAAGUCAGCUACCACGGCUCGGGGUCUCAGUUAAAAUUCGGCCAUAGCCACUCCAGCGUGGAGUUGGGAAGGAUGGCGUCCACCGAAGGAGAGAGUAAUGGCGAAAAGAGCCCGGAACGAAGGCGCAUCGGGGCUCGGUUUCGGAAUAUUUCAGUUGGAAACCGCGUUCCGAAAAUGAACAUAUUCGCCACUGCGCAGGCGCGAGGGCGGACUCUAAUUCCUGAGCUGCGGAACAAGUUGUCGUCGUUUUCUCAGCAGGUUCGCUCACGGUCACCGCGGCUAAACCCCAAGCCCCGACAGAGCUCAGACAGUGAAUCGAAUAGUAAUAAAAAACAAACAAGGAAGAAAUGCCGCACUCGAAUUAUUGAAUUAUGAUGUCAAGCGUAGCUUUUAAUGGGCAUAUUUUAAUUGGUAGAAUUUUCAUAAUGUUCAUUCCAAAAGGCACUGACGAAAGACCACAAAUUAUAAGAUCUUAAAUUGAUACUCAAAUUUUAACAACAAUAAUUUGCACAUUCAGGAUAAUUUUAUCAUGAAAAUAGCAUAUUGCAACUACAAUGUUUUUCAAUUGCUACAGUCUAUCGUUUUUGUUUGUACAGAAAUUUAAUUUUUACCCUCAUGCAACAGCGUCCUUGAAUGAAGUUAGCUUGACCAUAGUUAAGAGGAUUCGUUGAAACAUUGGAUAGCUAUUUAAUUGCUGCAGUCGAUUUUAUUUUGCCUCCUUGUAUGAUAGUAACUGAUAUUGUACAAUGUUAAUGGUGGACAUAAGAAUUUAGUGGCUUUAACAGCGAGCUUUUAUAGAUUUAGGAAAUGAUUCCAAAAGGUUGAAUUUUUAAUUGUAAAAUAUAAAAAUUGCUUUUAAAUAAAAUUUGCGUUGGCAUAUAAUUGUUUUAAAUUUAGGGUAACUUCUGAAAUUUUUUGUCGGGUAAUUAUUUUUCCUAAAUAAGGUUAAAUUCGAAAGGUUUCAUUAAUCAUAAUUUGAAAUAAUUAGCUAUGUUUUACAUUGUUUAAAUUCACCUAGCAAUUUUUCUUUUUAGUUGAAGAUUAUGUUAAAAAAUUGCUGGUAGCAUCUACAUCUAGUUGAGAAUCAAAUAGAUUUUUUUUCUUUGAAAGAAAAUAGCUGCUGCUCUUUGUUACCAGAAAAUAGGUUCCUAAUAACAACACACUUAAGUUGCUGAACUGCGCUGGCGAAAUAAAAUUCAAUAGAAAGCAACGCUGUUAAACGUAAAGGGGAAAAUAAAAUGUACAGGAACCUUUUUCACAA